CGACUGAGUCGGGACAAUCGACAAUCGUGAUCAUUGUUUCGUCAGAGAUAAGUGAUAAGCAGUUUGAGUACACUUUUGUUAAAAUAAGUAAACGAAUGAAUGCGUCUGUAGUUCACAGGAUGUAAAAACUAGAUAUUUAUAAGAACAUAAGUGCCAUAAAUUUCGGUGUAGUAUUGUUUGGAAAAAGUAAAGACGAUGGAUUUGUUAGAGGACUUCGUAAUAGCUCUUCUAAAUGAAAAUAUUAUCGAAAAUUACACAGCAGACACCGAAAAAGUUCGUGCUUUUUAUGAUAGAAAUUACAAAGAAAAAACCAAACUAAAAUUUUUUCCCUUUACACUAUCAUUAUGGACAAACUGGUAUGUUCUAGAAUGGUCCAAUGAGGAGGUUAUUUUCGAUACAAAUUGGAUUAACUAUUUUAAAAGAUUGGAAGAAGAUAAAUCCCUUGGCAGAAAUUACCUUACUAAUACUAAAUGUUUAUUGUGCGAUGUUGCGUAUAAUAAUUCUGAUGAAAAUCAUUCAAACAGCGAAAGUCACAAGAUUCGCUUGCAAUAUGUAAAUCAGAAAAAAAAAUUUACCGAAUCAGAUACAUUAAAGGUCCAAAUAACACAAAUAAACAACGGUCUACGUCCACUGACUUUAAAAAUUCAACAUUCAAUAAUGUCGGACAUAAAUGCUACCAUUUCUAUCAAAAAUAAUACCAAACAAGAAGUGAAUAUAUUGGAUAUCAUCGUGGUAAAUCCCCUUAUAAAAAAUGUCAAUUUAAGCGAAGAUUUUGAUAAAGGAAUUUUACUUGGACCAAAGAAACAUGUAAAUUUGAAUUUACACGCCUAUUUUGAAAAUAGUGUGUUUUUUGCGUAUCCUAUUGUGAUAGUUACUGGAGUUAAGGGAUCUAAUACCAAAACAUAUCAUCUAAAAGAAAUUAUUUUUGAAAUAACGUCGGAAUUUUCAUUUCUGGCCACUGAUGAAAAAUACGUUAAAACACAACUCAAUGCUGUUGGAAGACUCAAAGAUAUGUUGGAUACAAUAAUUCCUGGGGAACAGCCUCCUUUAUCGUCUGAAUAUAAAGAAACCCUCCAAUUAAGACAAUUCAAAAUUCCCCCUCACUUAAAUAACAAAUUAAUGGAGUUAAUUGAGAGUUGCCCACAAUUCGUCGAAGGAGGCCCAAGUGGAAGGGCUUUUUACCCACAUUUUUCAGCUUUUCUGAAUAUCUAUCCUGGAAUUAAUGCAAACAACUAUUAUUCAAACAUGGAGACAUUGCUGCAUAUUGAAGAAAAUCAAAAGUCGAUUGACAUUAGAAAUUAUGAUAUGCGUUCUGCUUUAGAAUUUAAAAAAGGCUCAACAUUAUAUGAAUUAACAGUUCCAGGAUUAGGAGAAGACAGACCUUCUAUAUUAAUAUUCGAUAAGAUUUAUGUAAAAGAGAGCAAAAAUAGCAAAACUAAGUACGAAGGAAUCGUUCAUCGGGUUUUGGAAGAGACAAUUCAUUUAGGAUUAAACAGAAGGUUUAAUGAUAUUUUUUUGAACAAAAAGGAAUAUCACAUUGAAUUUGGUUUCAAUAGGCGUUCUAUUAAAGUUGAAAAACAAGCCUUAUUUUUGGCUGAAAGUCAUGGAAUCGUUCCUUGCCUAUUUCCAAGUAGAAUAGAAAUUCAACUAUUAACCAACCAACCCAGUUUACAUUUUUCCAACCGGGUUUUGAAUGAGGCACAAAAAACGGCAGUUAAUAGUAUUCUAAUGCCUAAAAAUUACCCGUUUGUGAUAUUUGGACCACCUGGUACAGGCAAAACGGUAACAGUGGUAGAAGCAGCGUACCAGUUAUGGAAAAACUACCCCAAUAGCAGAGUAUUAAUAUGCGCCCCCUCAAAUGCUGCUGCUAAUGAAGUGGCCUACAGAUUAGUAGAUAUAAUCUCAAAGAGCGACAUAUUUAGACUGAUUGGGAAUUAUUAUUCUUCAGUAGUAGAAAAGGGCUUCAAGAAGAUCAUAGAUAUUAUCAAUGUCGAAAAGGAUAAAUCAUGGUAUAUGCCUUCGAUGGAAGAUUUGUUAAAACGAAGAAUUUUGAUUACGACUAUAAUCACAGCGGCGAGGCUUGUCAAUGGUGGAACACCGCCCGGUCAUUUUACUCACGUCUUUAUCGACGAAAGCGGUUUCGCAACUGAAACCCAAACUCUAAUUCCAAUAGCCGGGAUCUUAUCUAGUGCAGAGGUUCAAGGGAAAUUAACGGGCCAAAUAAUUUUGACUGGAGAUCCCAAACAACUGGGACCUAGAGUUCAUUCGAGUUUUGCUCAAUAUUGUGGAUACGGUACCUCUCUUCUAGAAAGAUUAUUAAAAACUUGUGACGUUUAUGCUAGAACUGGAAAUGAUGAUUGCUACGAUAACCGGUCCGUAACUAAACUUAUCAAAAAUUAUAGAUCUCACGAAACCAUUUUAAAAGUACCAAACGAUUUGUUCUACCAUGGACAAUUGCAAGCAGAAGGUAAUGAAUUUACCCACACUUUUGAAGGCUGGGAGCAUCUUAAAAAUGCCAAAUUUCCAGUAAUUUUUCAUCAUGUCGAAGGAGAAGAUGUUAGAGAAAAAACGUCACCUAGUUUCUUUAAUGUCCAAGAAAUAGAAGUAGUUGUAGAUUACUUGAAAAAAAUUAUAUCGAACAGAGUGAGAGGCCGUCAAAUAAUUCAAGAUGAUGUUGGUGUAAUUACGCCUUACCGUAAACAAGUUGAAAAAAUUAGAAACGCGUGUUCUAAAACGCAAUGGAACUCCCUUCUCGUCGGAUCUGUGGAACAGUUCCAAGGAAAAGAAAGAAUGAUUAUAGUUAUAUCUACUGUUAGAUCCAAGAACGUUCAUAAGUACGAACAGAUUGAUCAGAAAUGUCAAUUGGGCUUUUUAAAAAAUCCUAAGCGAUUCAACGUCGCCCUGACAAGAGCUAAAGCCCUUUUAAUCGUAAUUGGCAACGCGAAUGUUUUGAAAACCGAUAAUAACUGGUCGAGUUUCAUCAAAUACUGUUUGGAAAAUAAUUCUGUAGCAGGAAAACGAUUUACACUGUCUGACAAUGAAGAGUAAUUAUGAGCUUGCAGAUUCACAGAAUGAAGCCAAUUUGUACCCAGAUGUUUUAAGAAUGUUAAUUUUAUUCAUUAGUUUUGUAGAAUUUUUUAAUU
Molecule: messenger RNA, 3143 nt
Organism: Psylliodes chrysocephalus
Lineage: Eukaryota; Metazoa; Arthropoda; Insecta; Coleoptera; Chrysomelidae
Source: the annotation of a GenBank genome assembly